AGCUGGGCGAACGGCCGCUCCCCUCUCUCUCUCUACCUCGCCCUCUCGUUUUUUUCUACUCUCUCUCUCUCCCCUUCAUUUCUCCUUUCUUCUCCAGAGAACGAAAACCUCACUCUCUUAAAAUCGCCGACAUUCCUCGCCUCUCUCUUUCUCUCGCCUUCUCUCAUGUUCGUAUCCGGAACCCACUCUAAUCGUUAGAGGAAAAACGAACCCAACUCCAAAUCCAUGGCCGCCCUGCACCUCUACUCUCAAUUCGUUCGUUUUCUCGUUUAAAUGGUGACGAUAAGGAAGAAAUCAAAAAUCGGGUAAACCUCUUUGACAUGCAUGUUUGUUUUCUCGAUUUUUUUAUUCCGAUUUUGGGGGAGUUCGGGUUCUCACCCUUUCUGCUUUUUCUGGGUUUUGAGGGUCGGAUCUAGGGGAAACUUAGACCGGGAAGACGGUAGCAGAGGGUGCUACGGCGACGGCGACUCACAGACCUGUGUUUUGAAAGGGAACAGAUCGAGGAUUAUGGCGGAUGAAGUAAGAGUGCGCUUCAAAUAUCAAGUUUUAAUUUGUAACACUACUUUUAUAAUGACGUUGAAUAAGUGUAAUUUUAUAUAGUAAUUCAUAUUUGUAAUUUGUUAUUCUGAUUGUAAUUGUAAUUUAGCAAUAAUUUUUAAUACAACGUGCUUCUUUAUUAUUA
Molecule: messenger RNA, 682 nt
Organism: Linum tenue
Lineage: Eukaryota; Viridiplantae; Streptophyta; Magnoliopsida; Malpighiales; Linaceae
Source: the annotation of a GenBank genome assembly